CAAUUUUCACUGCGUUCCCCUCUCAGUUCCCCUCCACCCUAUUGAUCUUUUUCACACCUCCGUCUCCCUCUAAUCACCACCGUGUCUCCCUCUAAUCACCAUUGCACCGCCCCACUUCGUUUCCCUCUCAGCACACAACCCCCUUCUUCAUAUACCUCUCAAACCAGCGCAGCACUUCGCCUGAGUUUUGUGCGUCCCCAUCAACACCACCGUGCGUCUCCCUUUCUACCACAGACGUGAAGUUCGUGAAUAGUGAAUGAAAAGUCGACAUGUUUUGAAUAUAAGAUAUAGACAUGGAAACAUGGACUGAAUCUGAGAUGAUUAUUUGGAAGGGUUAUGUCUUUCAUCCAAAUAAGCCAGGCCCGUUACUUUCACGUGUGCUUUAAUCCUUGAUUCUCUUAUCCCAUUUUCUGAGUUCUGGAAGGUCACUAACCAGAAUACCUAUUCACGACAACAUUGAUUCUACCCACCUUGUCCAUAGACAUGGCUACCCUUGCUGAUUCUUUUCUUGCCGACCUCGAUGAACUCUCUGAUAACGAGGCCGAAAUUCUAGAGAAUAACGAUGUUGAUGCUGCUGACAUGGAAGAGGAUGUUGAUGGUGAUCUGGCUGACCUAGAAAACCUCAACUAUGAUGACUUGGACAGUGUUUCCAAGUUGCAGAAAACACAGAGGUACAUUGAUAUUAUACAGAAAGUGGAAGAGGCCCUUAAAAUGGGGUCAGAUGUCUCCACUCAGGGAUUGAAUCUAGAAGAUGAUCCUGAAUAUCAAUUGAUUGUGGAUUGCAAUGCUCUGUCAGUUGACAUUGAGAAUGAAAUUGUUAUAAUCCACAAUUUUAUUCGUGACAAAUAUCGAUUGAAAUUUCCUGAGCUUGAGUCGUUGGUACAUCACCCGAUCGAUUAUGCACGUGUUGUUAAGAAGAUAGGAAAUGAAAUGGAUUUGACUCUUGUUGAUUUAGAAGGGCUUUUACCCUCAGCCAUCAUAAUGGUUGUGUCUGUUACUGCUUCAACUACAACUGGCAAGCCUCUUCCGGAAGAAGUCCUUAGUAAAACUGUCGAGGCCUGUGAUCGAGCACUUGAUCUUGAUUCAGCAAAGAAGAAAGUUCUAGAUUUCGUUGAGAGUAGAAUGGGCUACAUUGCACCCAAUCUCUCUGCUAUUGUUGGAAGUGCUGUUGCAGCUAAACUCAUGGGCACAGCUGGUGGUCUGGCAUCUCUAGCAAAGAUGCCUGCUUGUAAUGUUCAGCUUCUGGGUGCCAAGAAAAAGAAUCUUGCUGGGUUCUCCACAGCAACAUCACAAUUUCGUGUAGGUUACCUUGAGCAAACAGAGAUAUUUCAGACUACUCCUCCAUCUCUAAGGAUGCGAGCAUGUCGACUCUUGGCUGCAAAGUCUACACUAGCAGCACGCGUAGAUUCCAUACGGGGGGACCCAUCUGGAAAUACUGGAAGGGCUUUCAAGGAGGAGAUUCACAAAAAAAUUGAGAAGUGGCAGGAGCCCCCUCCUGCAAAGCAACCAAAACCACUUCCAGUUCCUGAUUCUGAGCCUAAAAAGAAGAGAGGUGGUCGGCGGCUUAGGAAGAUGAAGGAAAGGUAUGCAAUAACAGACAUGAGGAAGUUAGCCAAUAGGAUGCAAUUUGGAGUCCCAGAAGAGAGCUCAUUAGGAGAUGGUCUGGGUGAGGGCUAUGGAAUGCUUGGUCAGGCUGGCAGUGGCAAACUGCGUGUGUCUGUUGGUCAAAGCAAACUUGCUGCAAAAGUUGCAAAAAGAUUCAAGGAAAAGAAUUAUGGUAGCAGUGGUGCUACAUCUGGUUUGACAUCAAGUCUUGCAUUCACACCAGUGCAGGGGAUUGAGCUGACAAAUCCACAGGCUCAUGCACAUCAACUUGGUAGCGGAACUCAAAGCACCUACUUCUCUGAAACAGGAACAUUUUCGAAGAUUAAGAGGACAUGAAACCGUGCAUGUCAUAGGUUUUUUAAGAGUAGCCGUGUUGUGAUUAUGUUGUUGAUACGUUCGCUUGUAUAUGACUUCUGCUAUGCCUUAUACCAGGUUCCUUUUCCUAGUCACAUAACUGAUAAUCGAUAUAGUAACCAUUUUCUUUGAUGAGGUAA
Messenger RNA from Vigna radiata var. radiata (mung bean), 2099 nucleotides. RefSeq names its product U4/U6 small nuclear ribonucleoprotein Prp31 homolog. The record is from RefSeq and is a predicted model, not a curated record. The transcript has 10 exons. Lineage: Eukaryota; Viridiplantae; Streptophyta; Magnoliopsida; Fabales; Fabaceae. The coding region runs from base 484 to 1941 and encodes 485 amino acids. Gene Ontology annotation, biological process: mRNA splicing, via spliceosome; spliceosomal tri-snRNP complex assembly. Gene Ontology annotation, cellular component: U4/U6 x U5 tri-snRNP complex; U4 snRNP; precatalytic spliceosome.